AUGUCGCUCCCUGCUUGCAAACCCCGGGUCCUGGCCCCCCUCUGCUUCUGUCUCCUGGCCUUGGUCUGCGUAGGAGUGUGCCAGGAUGAAGGGCCUUCAGGGACCCCAGGCUCCCUGACCCCCAGGCUGGAGGGGAGCCGCUGGAGCCAGAUGCAGAACAAAAUGAAGGAGAUGGUGACCAGGACCAGAGACAAGUGGCAGCAUUUCUGGAGCCCUGAAGGCUUCCGGGGAUUUUUGCAAACCUACUAUGAUGACCAUUUGAGAGGCCUGGGCACCCGCACCAAGACCUGGCUCCACAACUCCAAGGAAGCUGUGCUGGACAAGGCCCAUAGCCUGUGUCCCAAGAUCAUCUGCAAGGACAAGGACCGUGAUUAA
Messenger RNA from Chrysochloris asiatica (Cape golden mole), 375 nucleotides. RefSeq names its product apolipoprotein C-IV (gene APOC4). Lineage: Eukaryota; Metazoa; Chordata; Mammalia; Afrosoricida; Chrysochloridae. Gene Ontology annotation, biological process: positive regulation of triglyceride storage; triglyceride homeostasis. The coding region runs from base 1 to 375 and encodes 124 amino acids. Gene Ontology annotation, cellular component: high-density lipoprotein particle; very-low-density lipoprotein particle. The record is from RefSeq and is a predicted model, not a curated record. The transcript has 3 exons.